Gadus morhua (Atlantic cod) is the source of this 4149-nucleotide messenger RNA. RefSeq names its product solute carrier family 12 member 4 (gene slc12a4). The record is from RefSeq and is a predicted model, not a curated record. NCBI's taxonomy places the organism in Eukaryota, Metazoa, Chordata, Actinopteri, Gadiformes, Gadidae. Gene Ontology annotation, cellular component: plasma membrane. Gene Ontology annotation, molecular function: potassium:chloride symporter activity. Bases 1 to 3285 code for a protein of 1094 amino acids. Gene Ontology annotation, biological process: chloride ion homeostasis; potassium ion import across plasma membrane; potassium ion homeostasis. The transcript is spliced from 24 exons.
AUGCCUCACUUCACAGUGGUGCCGGUGGAGGACCGCGGCCAGUCCCACUAUGACAGCCUGGAAGGGCUCAACUGGGUGGAUCACAGGGAUGCUGCUGGCGGAGGCUACCCGGGCCACCAGGACACGGCCAGCUCUGAUGGACUUGGGAAUCACAAAGAAGAUAGUCCAUUCCUUAAUAAUGUGGAUGCUGCCAGGAAAAACGACUUCUACGACCGGAAUCUGGCCUUGUUUGAGGAAGAGCUGGACAUACGUCCGAAGGUCUCCAGCUUCCUCAGCCGAUUGGUCAACUACACCAACAUCACGCAGGGAGCCCGGGAGCACGAGGAAGAGGAGAGCGCCAACGUCUCCCGCAAGAAGGCCCCGAAGGCCCCCAACAUGGGCACCCUGAUGGGGGUGUACCUGCCCUGCCUGCAGAACAUCUUCGGGGUGAUUCUGUUUCUGCGGCUGACCUGGAUCGUAGGAACGGCCGGCAUCGCUCAGUCCCUCAUCAUCGUCUUCAUGUGCUGCUCGUGUACAAUGCUAACAGCCAUAUCAAUGAGUGCCAUUGCGACGAACGGUGUGGUUCCAGCUGGAGGAGCCUACUUCAUGAUCUCCCGCUCGCUGGGCCCAGAGUUCGGAGGGGCGGUGGGAUUGUGUUUCUACCUGGGGACCACCUUCGCCGCUGCCAUGUACAUACUUGGGGCUAUAGAAAUCUUCCUGAAAUACCUUCUCCCCCAGGCGGCCAUAUUCCAUGCCAGCGGCCCCCACGGCGGGGACAGCGCCAUGCUGAACAACAUGAGGGUGUAUGGGACCCUCUGCCUCAGCCUCAUGGCCCUGGUGGUCUUUGUGGGCGUCAAGUACGUCAACAAGCUGGCCUCGCUCUUCCUCGCCUGCGUCAUCAUCUCCAUCUUCUCCAUCUACGCCGGUGCCAUCAAGUCCAUCACGCACCCCCCGGAGUUCACGGUCUGCAUGCUGGGCAACAGAACCCUGGAGAGAGACCUCUUCGACGUGUGCUCCAAGACGGUGGUGGUGGGCAACGAGACCGUCCCGAGCCAGCUGUGGAGGUCCUUCUGCCCCGAGGGGAACGUGAGCAGCGCUCAGUGUGACGACUACUUCAGCCAGAACAACCUGACGGAGAUACCGGCCAUCCCCGGCCUGGCCAGCGGCAUUAUCAGUGACAACAUGUGGGGGGACUACAUGCAGAAGAAUGACGUGAUGGAGAAAGCGGGCCUGUCCUCGGUGGAUGCCAAGGGGCCGGCGGAGAGCAUUGGCAUGUAUGUGACCGCAGACAUCGCCACAUCCUUCACGCUGCUGGUAGGGAUCUUCUUUCCCUCCGCUACAGGCAUCAUGGCGGGGUCUAACCGGUCGGGAGACCUCCGCGACGCCCAGAAGUCCAUCCCUGUGGGAACCAUCCUGGCCAUCACCACCACGUCGCUCGUCUACUUCAGCUCUGUGGUUCUGUUUGGGGCCUGCAUCGAAGGUGUGGUCCUGAGGGACAAGUUUGGGGACGCGGUCAAUAAGAAUCUAGUGGUGGGAACUCUGUCCUGGCCGUCACCCUGGGUCAUCGUGAUUGGCUCCUUUUUCUCCACCGUGGGGGCAGGGCUCCAGUCCCUGACCGGUGCUCCCCGUCUCCUACAGGCCAUCGCCAAGGACAACAUCAUCCCGUUCCUACGGGUGUUUGGGCAUGGUAAGGCCAACGGAGAGCCCACCUGGGCCCUGCUCUUGACCGGGGUCAUCGCUGAACUAGGCAUCCUCAUCGCCUCCCUGGACAUGGUGGCCCCCAUCCUUUCCAUGUUCUUCCUGAUGUGUUACCUCUUCGUGAACCUGGCGUGUGCCGUCCAAACUCUGCUGCGCACACCCAACUGGAGGCCACGCUUCAAGUACUACCACUGGGCGCUGUCCUUCCUGGGAAUGAUCAUGUGCGUGGCGCUGAUGUUCAUCUCGUCUUGGUACUACGCCAUCGUGGCCAUGGGCAUUGCCGGCCUUAUCUACAAGUACAUCGAGUACCAAGGGGCAGAGAAGGAGUGGGGCGAUGGGAUAAGAGGCCUGUCACUGAGCGCCGCUCGCUACGCUCUGCUGAGACUGGAGGUCGGGCCGCCCCACACCAAGAACUGGAGACCUCAGCUGCUGGUGCUGCUGAAGAUGGACGAAGACCUCCAUGUCAAGUACCCCCGGCUGCUGACCUUCGCCUCGCAGCUCAAGGCGGGCAAAGGGCUGACCAUCGUGGGCUCUGUGAUCCAGGGGAACUUCCUGGAGAGCUAUGGGGAAACACAGGCGUCUGAACAGGCCAUCAAGAACAUGAUGGAGAUUGAGCGGGUGAAGGGCUUCUGCCAGGUGGUGGUGGCCUCCAAGGUGAGGGACGGCAUUGCCCACCUGAUCCAGUCCUGCGGCCUGGGGGGCAUGAAGCACAACACGGUGGUGAUGGGCUGGCCCUACGGCUGGAGGCAGAGCGAGGACCCCCGCGCCUGGAAGACCUUCAUCAACACGGUGCGCUGCACCACGGCCGCCCACCUGGCCCUGAUGGUGCCCAAGAACGUGUCCUUCUACCCCAGCAACCACGAACGCUUCAGCGACGGCAACAUCGACGUGUGGUGGAUCGUACACGACGGGGGCAUGCUCAUGCUGCUGCCCUUCCUGCUCAAGCAGCACAAGGUGUGGCGGAAGUGCAACAUGCGCAUCUUCACCGUGGCCCAGAUGGACGACAACAGCAUCCAGAUGAAGAAGGACCUAGCCACCUUCCUCUACCAGCUAAGGAUCGAGGCUGAGGUGGAGGUGGUGGAGAUGCACGACAGCGAUAUCUCCGCCUACACGUACGAGCGGACGUUGAUGAUGGAGCAGAGGUCUCAGAUGCUGAGGCAGAUGAGGCUGUCCAGUGCAGAGAGGGACCGAGAGGCCCAACUGGUGAAGGACCGGCACUCCCUGGUGCGCAUGGGAAGCCUGUACUCUGACGAGGAGGAGGAGGUGCUGGAGUCUCCCACGGAGAAGGUCCACAUGACCUGGACCAAGGAGAAGUGUGAGGCGGAGAGGAGGAACCACACCAACGCCCCAGAGAACUUCAGAGAGCUCAUCAGCCUAAAACCGGACCAGUCCAACGUGAGGCGGAUGCACACGGCGGUGAAGCUGAACGAGGUGAUCGUCAACCGGUCCCACGACGCCCGCCUGGUGCUGCUCAACAUGCCCGGCCCGCCCCGGGACACGGGCGGGGACGAGAACUACAUGGAGUUCCUUGAGGUUCUGACCGAGGGCUUGGAGCGAGUGCUGCUGGUCCGAGGAGGGGGGCGGGAAGUCAUCACCAUCUACUCCUGACCAACCACCCUAACCCUAACUACUGCUACUACUCUACUACUACUAUACUACUACUAUAAAGGGCUCGCCGGGCCUCGGCCCAGACCCGGCGAUACACAGCAACACAUGACCAGCGGUACUGGUGUUCGCUUUACGACUUCUGAGAUCCUUUACAAAAAGAAGACUCUCUCAGAAAUAUCUGUUAAUAUCCCAACUUUUCCAAGUCACGUUCAGACCAAACGUCCAUCAACGAUGUCAGUAUUUUUUGUAUUUUCUUAGUUAGAAGCUCGCUAACUAUGCUAGCGUGUAGAUACACCUGCGACUAAAUAGGGACUCUGUACAACGCAGUCAGACGGACUCUUCUGGACAGUGGAUUGGUUUCUUUCUUUCUUCUGCUACGCUAGCUUCUGCAGUGCGCCUCACCCAACGCUUUUAGCAGCGCCUUGGCAGCAGAAAUGUAUUUAUUACCUUAUUUAUUUGUUAGUUCUCCCCACAAUGAGGUUAGAGAGAUAUAAACAUGAUGAGAAAUUGUAAAAGUCAUUGCUGGUAAUGGACGUGUAUUAAAAUGUUAUUUGUGAAUGUAGAUGCAAGGGAAUUGUAAAAGCAAUUGCUGAAGGUGUUCUUUGUUUUUUUUUUAUUUAUGGAUGUUUUGUAUUCGACAAGGAUUUAUAUUGUUAAGAAAUACGUUUUGAAGAUAAAUAGUUUUUGGAAUCACCACACAUGUAUUUUUAUUUGAUUUUGUAUCUGACGGACUAGAAACAAGAUAUAUUUCCUGCGCCAUCACAGGCAUUGUUGCACACAUUCCUGUUUCUUACUCUAUAGAUUGAAGUGUGGAUGGGAAAGACUACCUUUUGUAUUAAUAAAUAAAACACCAAGGAAAUGGAA